AUGAGAUUUAUUUCAUUAUUAAUUGUAUUCUUUUUAUUAAAAUCAGCUAUUGUUUUAGCUGAUUAUCAAUAUGCCGUUUGCAAUAUUGUUCCAAUCGACAAAACAGCUAAAACAAUCAGUGGUUCUAUUCAAAUUUAUAAAGAUGUCCAAUCUACUUCUUUGACUUUCGAUUAUAAUAUUAAAGCAGAAAAUGGUCUCGAAGAUGACUUAGGUGGUGUAUUUAACCCAGGAAAUGCUGCAGGACCCUGUCCAGACUCUCAAAGCCCAAAUGUUGGUAGUUUAUAUGAUAUUUUUAUUUUUGAAGGUGUUUAUGAAUCCUCAAGAUCAUAUCAACUACCUCUUUUAAGUGGUCAAAAUUCAAUUAUUGGUAGAGCUAUUUCUUUCUAUGACGUUUCAGUCUGUAAAGAAUCACCACCAGCCUUAAAGGCUGUUAACGGAGUACCAACCGUUAUCGCUACUUGUGUCAUUGGUUUCGGAAAUGAUACCACAAAACCAGAUGGAUUAACCGGUUCAAAUACUGCCACCUCCCCAGAAUUAAACUUACAUGCUAUUGCUGUUUUGACAGCAACUUCAAAUGCCGCUGCCACUAUUACUGGUCAAGUUACUUUUGUAAAUGUAGGAAGUGGUGUUCAAGUCUCUUCAAAAAUUAUUGGUUUAGGAAAAGAAGCCCAUGGUUUCCACAUUCAUUCUUUUGGACAACUCUCAGAUAAUGGUUCUGCUCUUGGUGGUCAUUGGGCAACUACUGGUCAAACCCAUUCAUUACCAUCCACUCUUCAAAAUAGUGCUACUCGUCAUUAUGGUGAUUUAGGUAAUAUCUGUUCUUUUGAUUCAGAAUUCAAAAAUGCCUAUUACAACUUUACCACCAACUAUAUUAGUAUCAACGGUGUUUACGGUCGUGGUUUUGCUGUUCACGCCACACGUGAUUUAGGUGACUCUAAUGUCGGUGGUGCUCGUAUUGCUCAAGGUGUUAUUGCAGUUGCUAACCCAAGUGUCACUCUUAAUCUCAAUACCCCACCAACCACAGAUUUUUCAUUUGAUAAUAUUUGUGCUAAUGGUGCCGUCGAUGGCCAAACAAAGAACUCCACCUCAAGUGGCUCAGAAAGUGGCAGUGGUUCAGAAAGUGGCAGUGAUAGCGACAAUGGUUCAUCAAAAAUAAUCUCAUCAUUAUUUAUUUUAGGUUUAUUCUCAUCAUUAUUUGUUUUAUUAUUAUAA
This is a messenger RNA of Dictyostelium purpureum, 1212 nucleotides long. RefSeq lists its product as uncharacterized. Lineage: Eukaryota; Evosea; Eumycetozoa; Dictyosteliales; Dictyosteliaceae. The record is from RefSeq and is a predicted model, not a curated record. Bases 1 to 1212 code for a protein of 403 amino acids. Gene Ontology annotation, biological process: removal of superoxide radicals. Gene Ontology annotation, molecular function: superoxide dismutase activity; copper ion binding. The transcript is spliced from 3 exons.